ACAAAGAAAAAUUAAAGAAAUUAAAGAGAAAGAGAGUCGGAGAUAGAAUUAAAAAUGGAAGUAGUUCAAGUGCUUCGUAUGAAUGGAGGCGUUGGAGAAACCAGUUAUGCAAACAAUUCAUCAGUUCAGCUGAAGGUGAUAUGCAUGACCAAACCAAUCACGGAAGAAGCCAUAACCAAACUCUACUGUAGCAACUUUCCCACAAGCUUAGCAAUUGCAGACUUGGGUUGCUCUUCCGGACCCAAUACUAUGUUUGUUGUGUCCGAACUCAUCAAGGUGGUUGACAAGAUUCGCCAGAAACAAGGCCGACAGUCGCCUGAAUAUCAUGUGCUCCUGAAUGACCUUCCAGGGAAUGACUUCAAUACCAUUUUCAGGUCCCUGCCAAGUUUCCAGGCCAAACUCAAGAAGAUACUGGGGGAUGGAAGUGGACCCUGUUUUUUCACAGGAGUGCCAGGUUCUUUCUAUGGCAGGCUUUUCACAAGCAACAGUCUGCAUUUUGUACACUCUUCCUACAGCCUAAUGUGGCUAUCUCAGGUUCCUGAAGGGCUGGAAAACAAUAAAGGGAACAUUUACAUGUCCAGCAGCAGUCCUCCCAACGUGAUUAAAGCAUAUUAUGAGCAAUUCAAACAGGAUUUCUCUCUGUUUUUGAAGUGUAGAUCGGAGGAAUUGGUGACCGGAGGACGCAUGGUCCUGACCAUUUUAGGAAGGAGAAGCGAUGACCCAACAAGCAAAGAGUGUUGUUACAUCUGGGAGCUCUUGGCCAUGGCUCUUAAUGAUAUGGUUUCUGAGGGACUUAUAGAAGAAGAGAAAUUAGAUUCAUUCAACAUUCCUCAGUACACACCAUCGCCAGUUGAAGUAAAAAACGAAGUUAUGAAAGAAGGAUCGUUUGCCGUAGAUCGCUUGGAGGUGAGUGAAGUGAACUGGAAUGCAUAUUCCAAUGGUGAAUUUAACCAGUUGGAUGCAUUUAAGGACGGUGGAUACAAUGUUGCGAAAUGCAUGAGGGCUGUGGCCGAGCCUCUGCUUGUUACUCACUUUGGUGAUGUCAUCAUCGAUGAGGUCUUUGAACGUUACAGGGAAAUCGUUGCUGAUCGCAUGUCCAAGGAGAAGACAGAGUUUGUGAAUGUCAUCGUUUCUCUGCAAAAAUAUUGAUGGCGAUGAUGAUUUAUCUACAAUUUAACUGCAAUUAAGUUCCAGUACUAGUUCAAUUGUCAUAUGUGUUGUAAUAAAAUGGUGUCCUAGAUAGUAUGUUCAAGGACAGUACUAAAUAUUGGUGUGCUGUAAUGUCAAGGUAAAUUUAAAUUUAAGGAUAUAAAUUACUCGUCGAAUGAACACCAAGUUUCUUG
This is a messenger RNA of Rubroshorea leprosula, 1343 nucleotides long. NCBI's taxonomy places the organism in Eukaryota, Viridiplantae, Streptophyta, Magnoliopsida, Malvales, Dipterocarpaceae. The record is from the annotation of a GenBank genome assembly.